AUGGUCACCACGAAGUUUCAAAGCUUGUUUACAAUGUCGCAGUCCGAUGUCGACUACGGUCGUAUCAUAAGCAGUAUCCUCGUAUCUGCGGUCUUAUACCGGUCAUGCGUUGUUAUCUACCGUCUCUUCUUUUCUCCGCUUGCUAAGUUCCCGGGACCCAAGCUCGCGGCCGCGACAUCAUUGUACGAGGCCUUUUUCGAUCUCUAUCAGUCCAACUUCCCAGAUGUUCUGGCAAAGCUGCACGAUGAAUACGUAAGUACGGCCGACUCUCAUUCCGGACACCACACCUUCUGGAUUCGCGACCCAGACUUCUUCAACGAGGUGUACGUUUCUGCCCGAAAGCGAAGGACGAACUUGGUCUGCAAGCGUGUCGGACUCGGGAUUGACGGCGCGAUCGCGGCGACAUACAGCCACGAGCUUCAGCAGCUAAGAAGAAAAGCGGUCGAUAACUUCUUCUCGAGACAGAGUGUCAGCCUUCUGGAGUCCAAUAUUCACGAUGAGACCAGAAGGUUAGAUGACAAGUUGCGUCUCCUCGCGGGAACGGAUACAGUGGUACGGCUUGACUACGCGUUUACGUGCGUGGUUGGAGAUCUCAUAACGCUGUUCACCUGUGGUGAGAAUCCGAGGUUCCUCGAGGCGCCCGAUUUCAACCCGGAAUGGAAUGAGAGUAUGAUGGGCGUUUUGGCCAUGGUGCCAUACGCGCGACACUUUCCAUGGGUCAACAGUAUCUUUGAAAUGAUCCCGACAACCGUUCUGCAGAAGAUCAAUUCCCGCGCCGGUGGGUUCAGGAUGUUCCAUGCGAUGUGCAAGCGGCGGCUGGAGGAAGUGAAGUCCGAUAUUGCCAACAAGCACGCCCUUGAGGAGUCCGACAAGACGUCGGUGUUCCACCACAUUCUCCAGAGCAACUUACCUGAGCCUGAGAAGGACUCGGGCCGCUUACAGAGAGAAGCGUUCGCAAUUUUGGGCGCUGGAACAACCACGACAGCCAGCACACUCUCUAUCACGACAUACUACAUUCUCGCUGACCCGUUGAUUGAGAAGAGGCUGCGAGAAGAGCUGAAGGACGUUACAGGAGAUUUCCCCAUGCAAACCCCCAAAUGGGCAGACCUCGAGAAGGUCCCGUAUCUGGCAGGUUGCAUUAAGGAGGGAUUACGAAUUGGCCGCUUUUUCAGGCGUAGCACCCGGGCCUCGCCAGACUGCGAGCUGCAGUACAAGCAGUGGACUAUUCCGAGGAAUACACCUGUCGGGAUGUCAGUCUGCCACAUGCACAUGGACCCAGAGGUGUAUCCCGAGCCUGACAAGUUCAUCCCCGAGCGCUGGAUGGGUAAUGUUGACCCUCGCGCGACUCGGAAUUUCGUCCCAUUUGUUAAAGGAUCUCGAAAUUGCUUGGGCAUGAAUCUGGCAUGGGCUGAACUGUUCAUUGUGCUGGGUGUUCUCUUCCGGCCCGGUGGCCACAAGAUGAGUUUGGACUGCGAUGAGUCGGAUAUUGUUCCUGUCCGCGAUAGCGAUGUUGGUAUUCCAAAAUCUGACAGUAGAGGGCUUAGGGUUCGCUUUGGGUAGGUCUAGCGGUAAUGUGAGGGUCUAGCAGACGGCACUGGUAUGGGGCAUUUCAACCUUCUAUGGAUUUCUUCACCUAUAUACCUAGUUAACGUGGCUGAUUUACUUAUAUGCAACUUUACGGUCAUUGGCUACUCUAAUGGAUGUGGUGAUGUACAAAGCUAGAGCUGAAAAUGGCCCCACAUCAGACACUUGAAUAUCUCUACAGUAUACGCCAGAUCAUAG
Molecule: messenger RNA, 1782 nt
Organism: Hypoxylon fragiforme
Lineage: Eukaryota; Fungi; Ascomycota; Sordariomycetes; Xylariales; Hypoxylaceae
Product: putative benzoate 4-monooxygenase cytochrome P450
Exons: 10
Coding region: 1-1560 (519 amino acids)
Molecular function (GO): heme binding; iron ion binding; oxidoreductase activity, acting on paired donors, with incorporation or reduction of molecular oxygen
Source: RefSeq, a predicted model, not a curated record